Vigna radiata var. radiata (mung bean) is the source of this 2823-nucleotide messenger RNA. RefSeq names its product adenine/guanine permease AZG1. Gene Ontology annotation, cellular component: plasma membrane. Bases 347 to 2146 code for a protein of 599 amino acids. Gene Ontology annotation, molecular function: purine nucleobase transmembrane transporter activity. The record is from RefSeq and is a predicted model, not a curated record. Gene Ontology annotation, biological process: transmembrane transport. Lineage: Eukaryota; Viridiplantae; Streptophyta; Magnoliopsida; Fabales; Fabaceae. The transcript has 2 exons.
GCAUAAAUAGAUAAUCAGAGGAUUUGUGAAUUUAAUUUGAAUGGAAGAGAUGAUUAUUAAUUAGUUUAAAAAAAGAGUUUUGGUGUGAAAGGUGGAAGGAGAAAAUAUAAUUAAUUAGAUGAGGGGGGUGAGUUGAGAGUAUAUAAGAGAUCCCUGGUGAUUGGAAUCUAUCCUUUGGAAAAAGAAAUAGGAAACAAAUGAAAGCUUGCCACAGCUCUCUCUCUGUUUCUGUGUUUCUGUUUGUGUUUUGCUGAGCUCUGCCUUUCUCUCAUGAUAUGCAAAUAUCCUAAUCCAUUCCCAAACCCUAUAUAAACCUCAAACAACACUUCAAACACUAUAACAUCCAAUGGAAAUGGAGGCUCAAAGGCCCCCACUUCCUCAACACAACGCCCACAACAACCCGCUCUCGCGCCUAAACCAAUACGUAGCCAAAACCAGAUUAGGAAAAUGGUUCAAGAUCUCCCAACGCAACUCCACCUUCACCACCGAGCUCCGCGCCGGCACAGCCACUUUCCUCACCAUGGCCUACAUCCUCGCCGUCAACGCCUCCAUCCUCACUGACUCCGGCGGCACCUGUUCUGUCUCCGACUGCCUACCCCUCUGCUCCGACCCCUCUGUCCCUAUCUCAGCCUGCAACACCUCUUCCCUCCGCCUCCUCCAUCCCGACCAGUCAUGCAAGUUCGACCCUGUUAACCCUGGUUACGCCGAGUGCCUCGAAAACACUCGCAAGGACUUGAUCGUCGCCACCAUAGCCUCUUCUCUCAUUGGCUGCUUCAUCAUGGGCACCUUCGCCAACCUCCCUCUGGGCCUAGCCCCCGGCAUGGGCUCCAACGCCUACUUCGCCUACACCGUCGUCGGCUUCCAUGGCUCCGGCAACGUCUCCUACCAGAGCGCUUUGGCCGCAGUCUUCAUCGAAGGAAUCAUCUUUCUCCUCAUCUCCGCAAUUGGUCUUCGUGCCAAACUCGCCAAACUCGUCCCCAAGCCUGUCAGAAUCAGCUCCUCUGCGGGAAUCGGGCUUUUCCUCGCCUUCAUCGGGCUUCAAAACAACCAAGGAAUCGGGCUCAUCGGGUACAGCCCAUCCACACUGCUCACCCUCGGCGCCUGUCCAUCCUCUUCACGGGCCUCCCUCGCGCCCGUUAUAACAGCCGCUAACGGCACGAUCAGUUUGCUACCCGGCGGAACAGUCUCGGGCGAUAUCCUCUGCCUGCGCGACAGAAUGGAAAGCCCCACGCUCUGGCUUGGCCUGGUGGGUUUCGUCAUAAUCGCCUACUGUCUCGUUAAGAACGUCAAAGGCGCCAUGAUAUACGGCAUCGUUUUCGUCACCGUGGUGUCGUGGUUCCGCAACACCAAAGUCACGGCUUUUCCCAACACCGACGCGGGUAAUUCCGCCCACCAGUACUUCAAGAAGGUGGUGGAUGUUCACACCAUAAAGAGCACGGCGGGGGCUCUUAGCUUCAAGAGCAUAGGGAAAGGGUAUUUCUGGGAGGCCGUGGUGACGUUCUUGUACGUCGACAUUCUCGACACCACCGGAACGCUGUACUCCAUGGCGCGCUUCGCCGGCUUCACCGACGAAAAGGGGGGGUUCGAGGGACAGUACUUCGCGUUCAUGUCCGACGCCACUUCCAUCGUGGUGGGGUCCUUGCUCGGGACCUCCCCCGUCACGGCGUUCAUCGAGUCGUCGACGGGGAUCCGGGAGGGUGGGAGGACGGGAAUUACGGCGCUGACGGUGGCGGCGUAUUUCUUCCUGGCGUUCUUCUUCACGCCGCUGCUGGCGUCGAUUCCGGCGUGGGCGGUGGGGCCGCCGCUGAUUCUGGUGGGGGUUUUGAUGAUGAGAUCGGUGGUGGAGAUUAAUUGGGAGGACAUGAGGGAGGCGAUACCGGCGUUCGUGACGCUGAUUCUGAUGCCGUUGACGUAUUCGAUCGCGUAUGGGCUGAUCGGUGGGAUUGGGACUUACGUGGUGUUGAACCUUUGGGAUUGGGGCAGAGAGAUUUUGGGUCGGUUUGGGGUUACCAAAACAACAACAAGGGUGCCCCAAGAUGAGGAUUCCCAUCAUCAUCAUCAUCACCCUGAGAGGGUCAAUGGAGUACAACAAAAUCAACAUUCUCCACAAAAUCCAACUUCCAAAGCAGUUCAACUAGACCCUUAAUUUUAGGCACACAUGUUCCUGUUUUGGUUUAUAGAAAAGGAUUUAGUGCUUCGUAUUGCCUCGGCCUCGUCUUCGUCGUAGUCUACCAACGCAUCCUCCACCUACUUUACCUCGACGAUCAACUAGCCUUCGUCAAGCGCAAAUUCUCUGGCCAUAGCAACCCCAAAAAAAACUUAAUAUCGAGAUUUUGACGAGAUCUUCCGCCAGCUGCAAAUCGAGGCCAAGGCACGCGUCGAGAAUUUGAAGAAAACAAGUCCCCUCCCCAUAGUGGCUCCUCAAAGGUAACAACAAAACGGCACUUUUGAUGUAAAUAGGCUACAGAAGCUUGAAGGAAAAAUGGGCAAUGGAAAUGGGAACGGGAAGAAGAAAGAGGUUGUUGUGGCUGCCAAGGCUGAGCCAAAAAAAGUGGUUAAGAAAAACAUGGUUUGGGAUGAUUCCUCUCCGCAAACCAAACUGGACUUUACUGAUCACCUUCAUGGGGAUAAAAAGGUUGACUUUCUAGCUAAAGAACAAGGCGAGAGUAUGAUGGAUAAAGAAGAGGUUCUUAGCAGUGACAACCAGGUUGAAGAUGACGACGAUGAUGAUAUUGGAAAGGAUAUUUGUUUUGCCCACUUUUAAUUUAAUUAAAUUUGAUUUUUCCUUUUGUAUUCUAAUUUUUAAUACAAAAUACACUUUCA